AUGUCAGCUGGCGGUUGCAGCGAUACAUCUGUUGAAACGGGAGAAAGCAAACAUAAGUGGUUUGACCUUGAUGCGACAGAUAAAGUGAGUCGGAUCGAAGUGGCUGAGCUUCAGGGUACAUCAACAUUGAAACAAGCGACUAUGUGCCCCGAGAAUUCGGGUUAG
This is a messenger RNA of Plasmopara halstedii, 165 nucleotides long. RefSeq lists its product as uncharacterized. The transcript has 2 exons. Lineage: Eukaryota; Oomycota; Peronosporomycetes; Peronosporales; Peronosporaceae. Bases 1 to 165 code for a protein of 54 amino acids. The record is from RefSeq and is a predicted model, not a curated record.